Molecule: messenger RNA, 2096 nt
Organism: Silurus meridionalis
Lineage: Eukaryota; Metazoa; Chordata; Actinopteri; Siluriformes; Siluridae
Gene: optn
Product: optineurin
Exons: 14
Coding region: 161-1816 (551 amino acids)
Biological process (GO): regulation of canonical NF-kappaB signal transduction; Golgi ribbon formation; protein localization to Golgi apparatus
Cellular component (GO): Golgi apparatus; nucleus; cytoplasm
Molecular function (GO): K63-linked polyubiquitin modification-dependent protein binding
Source: RefSeq, a predicted model, not a curated record
CGCGAUGGCGUGCAGAUCUGCGGCGUUCACGCAGGGGGGCGUGGAAACGCUUUGCGCCCGUGCAGAGAGAAAGCGGAGGAAACGUCGGAACCAGGAAACGCAGUGAGAAGUGAGAGAACGCGGAGUAAACAGAAGUGAAUCUGGUGUUUUUGGCAGUAAGAUGGCCUCAGAUUCCCCGAUGAUGAACGGGGAUCUGUCUCAUCCAGCUCAGUCUCAGAGCUCUGGCCAGCCACAUGUCGAGGAGACGCUGCAGCAGAUGAACAUCCUCAUCAAGGAGAACCGGGAGCUCAAAGAAGCCCUGAAGCAGACUAACCUGUCGAUGAAGGAGAGGUUUGAGGGUCUAUCUGCUUGGAAAGAGAAGCAGAAGGAGGAGAGAGGGUUCCUGGAGAAGCGACUCGAGGAGGCCAAGCACAGAGUCCAAACUCUGGAAAGCGAGAACGAGCUGCUGAAGAAGCGUGUACAGGAGAUGGAGAAACAGCAUUCAGGUGCCGAGGGUGAAGGUGGUGGUCUGCAGGCCAAGCUGGAGGCGUUAAUGAGUCAAAUCGUGCGUCUGCAGGCUGAGAAAAGUGACCUGGUAGCUCUAAACUCUGAACUGCAGCUGAAGAUGAACCAGGCGUCUCCGGAAGAUUCCUUCAUCGAGAUUCGCAUUGCAGAGGGUGAGAUGAACGUGACCAGAGAUUUGCCUCCUCAGAAAGACCCUUCUGCAUUGAGCAUGAUUAAAUUCGACAUGGCUGGGUCCAGGCUGGAGUCAGAGGAGCAGACAGUGAGUCAGCUCCUACAGUCUCUGAGAAUCGAAACGCAGCAGAAAGAGCAGCUGCAACUCCAAUUCCAGGCUGCACAAAAGAGGAUUGCAGAACUGGAGAUGAAGGAACCCACCAGCGAGAGUGGAACCCAGACGUCUUUGUCCUGUGUGACUGCUACAAAGGAAACGCAGAGCAAGAUCUCGGAGGAGGAAACGGCCAAAUCAGCCUCGGAGGUGGAGACCCUGAAGACACAGUUGAUGAAUUUGUUCAAAGAGCUGCAGCAGGCUCAGAGUAAACUGGACGAGGCGGAGAACAUGAAAAAGAACCUCCAGGACAGGUGUAAGGAGCUGGAGCAGGACCUUGGCACGUUGAAGACUCAGCUCGGCGACAGAGCGCAGCUGCAGGCUGAGAACGACAGACUGAAGGUGCAGCUGGAGAGCAUGCAGUCGGCCAGCAAACUGGAGCAGAAGAAAGUUCAGGAGGAAAGGAACGAUUUGGCCCAGCUGAAGGACGCGUACACCAAGCUGUUUGAGGAUUAUGAAGAACUUCAGCAAGAGAACAAGAAACGUCAGGGGAACGUAUCACGUGAGGAGUACAGUGAGCUUCAAACCAGAAUGGCUGCAGCGGAACAGGCUUUAGCGGACAAGCAGCAAAAGAUCGACAUGAUGAAGCAAGAACUGUGCGAGAAAGACAAAGAACUGGAGACGGUCUCUGUGUUUAAGGCUCAGGCAGAGGUGUAUUCCUCAGACUUCUACGCCGAGCGCGCCGCAAGGGAAAAGAUCCACGAGGAGAAAGAGCGCCUGGCUGCUCAGCUGGAGUUUAUCAAGAAGCAGAACAUCCAGCUACAGGACGACAUGGAGUCGAUGGGAAGGCAGUCUAUGAGCGAGAUGCAGAGGAGACAUGUGGCCCGUGGUGCAAACCCAAACGAUUCCUCACCUCACCACCACCUGCAGGGAGGCAGAGUUGACUGGCAGCAGCAGGUCAACAUUCCCGAGCACGCCUGUCCGAAAUGUGGCGAAGUCCUUCCCGAUCUGGACAGUCUGCAAAUCCACAUCAUGGACUGCAUCAUCUGAGCAGCAAGUCUUCACCUGGGUGAUACGACAAACAGGACAGCGGGAUCUAAGAAGGCAUUCGCUAUACGCUAUAAUCUCUCAUCGAGUUUCAUCCUUUAAUCGCUCUGCAGAUCUCACAACUCACUGUUCUAAUAAACGCAACGGAAGCCGAUUUUAUCGAUUAUAUCCUGUGAUUUGACUUUAAAGCGAUCGCGAUGUUAGCAAAGAUAGACGACUAGCGCGGUCCGGAUUAAAGCCUGGAAACGAAUGUGUACUAUUGAAUAAAGAGUGAAUCUAUAUA